Messenger RNA from Drosophila ananassae, 6402 nucleotides. It is a transcript of the gene Zdhhc8, whose product is annotated as palmitoyltransferase ZDHHC5-A. The record is from RefSeq and is a predicted model, not a curated record. Gene Ontology annotation, biological process: protein palmitoylation. Gene Ontology annotation, molecular function: palmitoyltransferase activity. NCBI's taxonomy places the organism in Eukaryota, Metazoa, Arthropoda, Insecta, Diptera, Drosophilidae. Bases 952 to 3906 code for a protein of 984 amino acids. The transcript has 12 exons.
UUGGUCAUCGAUAUUCCCCCACCACUACCAACUCGAAGAAGAAGAAGACGGAAAAGAAAAUUAUGCGUGUGCGGACGGUGUUUUUUUUUUAAUUUGUUUUUUCGUAAUUCUCGACACUCAAAAUCACGCGAAACGUGAAUAGUGCCAAUAGUGAAUAGUGCGACAGUGUGUGUGUGUGUGUGCAUGAAAUGUUCGCGUUUGGCGAUUAAACUUCGCCCGUCUGCCCCCUCCGCGUCCUUCUCUCCAAACCCCCCCGCCCCCCUUGAACCGCCCCGCCCCGACCCGCUCCCCAUCCGCCGCCCGUAGGCGCCGCGCGAAGAAGCCGAGUCAGAGGCGACAAGAUAGAAGGAAUUGCAGGCGACGCGCCCAGCCGUCUUAAAUGCAAGAACUUUGACGACAAAAGAAAAUAGCGAAAAAGCUGAAGAAGAAUUCUUCCUGAGUUUUCCGUCCCCGCGAAGUUAAAACGCGCAGCCGGCGUCGCUGUCGACGUCGCCCAUUUCACGCGUCGCCGCUUCGUCUCGCCGUCUCGCUUUGCCCCCCUGAUCCCCCCUCUCUCACUCUCAUACUCUCUCGCACUUCAAAAAAAAAUAAAAAUAAAAGAAAAUUAUUUCUAAAAGAAAAAUUAAAAAAAAAAAAGAAAAGAAAGAGAGCCAAGCCAACUGUAACGUCAUCAAACGGCAACAAAAACAAAAACUACAACGGCAACCGGGAGCACACAUACACAGAGAGAAAAAAGGAAAAACAAAACAAAAAAAUUACAACAACUGAAACAACAACAACAAUAAUAAUAGCAAAAACGCAUUUCAUUGCCAACAACUGACGAAACGGUCAACGACAUUGCAACAAGAGCAACAAAAUUGCAACAUUAGCGAAGCAGCAACAACCACAACAAACAAACAAACAUACAACAACAAGAAGCAGGAGGAAAAAAAGCAACAAAAUAGCAAGAAAAUGCCCAAAUGCGAUGUGAAAACGCGUUACAUUCCUGCGACUUUCGCCUGGAUUGUGCUGCUUUUGACCACAUUUCUCUUCUUCUUCUAUCCCUGCCAGUACUAUGUGAAGAGCCAUCCAUGGGUGCUGGCCUACCAGGGCGUCAUCACAUUCUUCGUUCUGGCCAACUUCACACUGGCCACGUUCAUGGACCCGGGCAUCAUCCCCAAAGCCUCGCCCGACGAAGACUGCGAAGAGGAGCUGCGCGCCCCCCUCUACAAGAAUGCCGAGAUCAAUGGCAUCACCGUCAAGAUGAAGUGGUGCGUCACCUGCAAGUUUUAUCGCCCGCCCCGCUGCUCCCACUGCUCUGUCUGCAAUCACUGCAUUGAGACCUUCGACCAUCACUGUCCGUGGGUCAACAACUGCAUCGGCAGGAGGAACUACAGAUUCUUUUUCUUCUUCCUGGUAUCCCUCUCCAUACACAUGCUGAGCAUAUUCUCCCUGUGUCUGGUCUACGUCCUGAAGAUAAUGCCAAAUAUCAAGGACACAGCGCCGAUAGUAGCGAUGAUCCUGAUGGGCCUGGUCACUAUACUGGCCAUCCCGAUAUUCGGCCUGACGGGCUUCCACAUGGUACUGGUGUCACGGGGUCGAACCACCAACGAACAGGUCACCGGAAAGUUCAAGGGCGGCUACAACCCCUUCUCACGGGGCUGCUGGCACAAUUGCUGCUACACUCAGUUCGGACCACAGUAUCCGAGUCUGCUGAAUCCGAAGAAGUACGCCUCGCGUCGCUCCCAGACGCAGAACCAGGCGAUCAGCACGAUCUGCAACGACCGGAGCAGCCAGCAGACUGGCGCCAGUGGCGGUGCGGGCGGUAAUGGUACUACGGCUGCUGGUGGAGGUGGAGCCAGUGGCGGCGGCGGAGGAGGAGGCGGUGGCGGCGGCGGUGGAGGUAUGCGGGGCACUGCGGUGCAGUACUCGCCACGAUCCUACUACGAUGCGAAUCGCGAGAAGCGGGGAAUACAGGUAAAGACUUAUAUGGCCGAGGGCAAUGGUUAUAAUCAACGGUCGGGCAGCACAACGCUUUACAGUAAGCUGUCGCCGGGACGUGAGUGCUCCGACACGGAUCUGGAACCGCCACCCGCCUCCCAGAGUCAAGACUGCGAACCCACGCCCCCCCUCCAGCGCCACAACUCCAGCAGCUUCUACCUGCCGCAGGUGAGCGAUGCUGGCGGCCUUAAUGGUAGCAUUUCCACAGGUGUGGGUGCCGGUGGCGGAGGCGGCACUGGAGGAGGAGGAGGAGGUGGAGGUGGCGGUGGCGACUCCCCGCGGCACAUGCGACUCUAUCAUCCGCGACACAGUCCGCACGCGAGACCCAGGGGCCUGGAUCCGCAGCGCGGCUAUACGAGCGAUGCCCUCUCCCCGGACCAUCCUGUAGGAUAUGGCGUGGGAGUCAAUGGACCCGCGCAGCAGCAGCAGGCGGCUCUGGCAGCGGCAGCAGCGGCGGCGGCAGUGGCAGCACAAAAUCAACGCAACGCCACUACCACUGCCACGCCCACCAUGCAGCAAAGGAUCAAGCCGCUGGGCGUGGCCACGCCCCUUGUUAUGGCUAGUCCAGUGCGAAGAUCCAACCCGGGCACGCCCACUCAGCCGCGACGCCCCGACUUCAUUGGACUGAACGCCCAGGCGGUGGCGCAACAGCAGCAGCAGCAGCAACAGCAGCAGGCAGCAGCGGCGGCAGCUGCAGCAGCAGCCUACUACGAGUACACGAGUGGCCUGCCGCCACAGCAUCCGCAGGCCCCAAGCAUCCAGCAGCAGCAGCAGCAGCUACUCCUGCAACAGCAACGCGUUCUCAUGCAACACCAGCAGCAGCAGCAGCAGCAGCAAGCUCUGCAGCAGCAGCAGGUGGCAGCCGUGCAUGCAGCACAUCCCCAGCACGCGGCACUCGCCCAGGCGGCGUACGGCGGCAGUCCCCAGAGGCGCUUCCUCUCCGAGGGCGAGCUGGUGCGCCAGGGAGCGGGCGGCGCCGGCGGCGGCAUUUCCGGAGGCGAGCUGAGCUAUGCCCGGUCCAACAAUACGGUGGACAACAUCCGGGAGCUGGCCGGCAGCCCGCAGCGGGGCGUCUACAUGUGGAAGGACACAUCGCCGGGCUUCGGUACUUCCGUUGGCGUGUCCAGUGGAGGACAGCAGCAGCAGCAGCAGCAGCAGCAACAGGUGGUGGCUAGCAGCGGAAUCGGCAGCAGUGCGGGCACGCUGUCGAGCAGUGGAGGAGUGAUGCCACAUGCCCAGUACAUAACGGCCGGCGGAGGGACACAUCCGCUGAUCAUGACGCACUCUCGCCUCCAGGACUACGCACUCCAGCAGCAGCAGCAGGCACAGCACCAGCAACAAGCAGCGGCCGCAGCAGCAGCUGCUGCAGCGGCGGCAGCAGCUUCCUCAUAUCAUCGCUCGAAUCCCACGAGUCCGACGACCAUGCCACAGGUCUCCGGAGCGGGUGGCCAGAGCUAUAUCCUGCGCUAUGGAGGUGGCGGCACCGGCACGGGCAGUAGCGGCAGUCUGGCCAGCGUUACGGCCAGUAAUCCGGUGAGCGGAGGAGUUGGCGGCGGACCAGGCGGACCAGGUGGCUAUCAGCCAGCUUUGCGCGGCGGUGUGGCUGUCUUCCCGCCAAAUCCGCUGGGCAAUUCCGGCGGCGGCAAUCCCCAGACCCAGCCAUCGCCGCAAAUCAAGCGAAAACAAACACCCACGCGACCCAUGAGCUUUGUGCGCGCCCUGGAGAUGACCGACUCCAUGGAGAUGCAAUCCCUGGAGCAGCAUCAGCAGCAGAAUGGCGGUGUGCCCGGCAUGAAUAGUAGCCAGCAGGGCGGUGGCGGCGGAGGCGGAGGCAGUGCAGCACACUUGAUGCAGAACAACUCAUCCAAUUCGGGCACUCCGGACAGGGCCAGCAUUUACGACAUGAACUACGAGAUCUCCGUAUAACCCGUGGUGGUGCCCGUGCUACUGAUGCCACCUGCCUCCAAUAGUAGUCCAAAUCCAGUGCCAGCAUCAGCUACAAUGGUGGCCACCUCCUCAUCCGUUACCAUACAGCAGGCAAAGUUUUUUAAUCAGCAGAUGGAACCAGCCGCCUACGCCUCGGUGCCAGUUUUACCCCUUAAGACCAUGACCAAUGGAAUCGCCGGAGUAGCUAGCAAUGCACAGCCACAUCCUCAUCACCACCACCAUCAUCAGCAGCAGCAGCAGCCGCACCACCACAACCACCACCAGAGCCAGCUCCUUCAGCAACAAUCACUGCAGAACAAUUCCCAAAACAAACGAAAAUUUUCAACAUUUUUCUAGAUAGGAUUACCAGUUUCUGUUCCCCCAAACCCCAAACCCAUACUGCAUAUAUAUCAAGAGUAUAUAUAUGUAUUAUGUAAUAGGCACUGCAAGAGUCAUUUUGAUACAUUGUUUUACUAAUUUGUACGAAUAUGAUAGUUUUUUACGAAAUGUUUAACCUGAGAAUCGGAUUUUAAAACGAAAUGAUUUCAAAAAGAAAAAAACCAAAAACAAAACGAUAUCAGGGCAAAUGCAUGUAUGGCGGCCUUAAGAGCUCCACGCUCUUAGUUAUUAUACUCAUGUCCUGUUCUGUAUUUGCCCUGCUACCCCAUCCCCCUAUCCUACCAUCCCCACUAGCUAUAUCCUUUAUACAUAUAGAUACACACAUAUAUGGAAACCGUUUGCAAUCAAAUUUGAAAAUCGCCAAAAUUUGUAAGAGCUAAUACAAAAUGAGAAAGAAAAAAUACGAAUUCGAAAGCAUAUAUUGUACAUGUGUCUCUGUAAGAUUGUGCCAGUGUGUGUGUGUGUGUGUGUGUGUGUGUGGUGUGUAUGUACUGUAUUUUAUAAGAUUUAGUCUCUAUAUAUUUAUCUAUUUAUGCCAUAUAUGUAUAUGUAUAUAGCCCGGGUGCAGACAGAGAAAUUAAUUGUCAUUUGUGUACAUAGGAUGGAGGAGAGUUAUCGAGUGCUGGUGAGGAGUAGAGUAUCCAUCAGAUGAGAGUACAACCCGAGUACAGUGCCAGCCAUAAGGUUCUACUUUGUUAGUCAUAGUUUUUUUUUGUACUCUGGAAACCUUUUCCGACCACGGACGGCACUGUACUCGGGGGACUACGACGCCUCCCGAAGAGAUUGCUUUAGUUUUUAAACUAUUUCCUAAUUUAUUUUUAUUUUUCUCCUCAAGUCAAGUUCAAUGUUUUUUUUUUUUAUAGUUCCGACCAUACAUAUGACCCACACAUACAUAUAUAUAUUUUUAUGUAUAUUUAGUAAUCGUAAGUGAGCCCUAAUCGCGUAACUUAAAUGUCGUCCAAUAUUCAAAUCAAACCGUUUGAUUUUCAUGUAAAAAAAAGUGUAUAAUGAACGAGGAUUCUUUGGUUCUAGCUUACCAAUUACUUACGUUAGGCUACGGCUAUAUGUAUAUAUAUAUAUAUAUAUAUAUAUAAAUAUUCAGAUUUAUAUUUAUGUAUUCCGUAGGCACCCAGAACUUUGUUGUUAUGUUUUUAAGUGCUUUAGCUUUUACAAUCACAAUCACAGCCACAAUCACACCACAAGAGUGUGUGUGCUUGUUUUUUUUUUUUAGAAAAAUUUCAAAAACUUUUCUGUUUCAUACAUAUAUAUAUAUAUCUAUUUUUUUUUGUAAUAUUUCUUAGAAGUAAUAUCCAUAACCUGUAACAUACACACCUGAUCUAAGAGGGGAAACUCUAUAUGUGUCUGUAUUAGUUUUGUGUGCUGCUGCAUCAGGCGAUAGAUCUAGAUAUAUAUAUAUAGAUCUAUAUAUAUGUAUAUGAUCCGCAUAGUAUAUAUACAUAUAUGUAUGUGUAAGUGAAAGAACAAAAUAACCUGGUUAGAGUCCCAAGAACCUUUCCCUGAUCAGAUCACGAGAGUUUGCAAGGAACAAGAUACUUGUAAAGACUAUAUGAAAUAUAUAAAGGAUCAAGAGUAUUUAGAGUAUAAGCGUUUUUUGCUAACACAUUAAUUCAUGAAUUUGCAACAAUAUUUAAUAUACAUAAAAAAAGAAAAAAAUGCAUAUACAAACAAACAAAAACACAGAAAACAAAACAGAAAACGAGAUAAACGAAAAAGCGAAACAAAAAUGUAAUGUAAAGUGUAACAGGAUAGGAAGAGGAUGAAAUUGUUUUAGAUUUUUAUACCAAAUCGAUGUAAUACCACGAAUUGUUUACCUUUUUUUUAUUGUAUUCCUAAAACCCUGAACCUCACCCUGCAAUCCAGAACCUUGAUCCUCUAACCCUUUAACCACGCCCCUGACUUCGGCGGGGGAUGUGAGAGAAGCCAGAGAAACAAACAAGUUAAGAAUAUGAAAGAUUCUUGGGUUCUAAAAUUGUUUUUUUUUUUGUAUUGAAUACUUAUGUAAUUUGUAAAUUAUAUGACAAGUAAUCAAAUAGCAAGCAUAAACGGCAAGGCAAUUAAUAAACAAUAAAAAUAAAA